AUGGACCAUGAAAAAAGAUUUUGUGGAAAAUUCAAGCUGGAAAUUGGAGGUCACAAAUUUUCUUUCAAAUCAUGGUGGUUAGCUUACUAUGAAAAGUUGGAAAGCAUAGGUAAGCUUUCUUCCUUACGGGUAGAUCAACUGGCCAAUUUAUGUUUCGUCAAUGAUCAGUAUGCAACCAUGAAAGUGGUUACAAUUUCCUUGUUUGUAUUUCUUCUUGUCAUCGCAGCCACUGUUAUUAGCUUUUGUGAUGGGAAUUCCAAUGUGCUUUGCAUUGAAAGUGAGGGGCAAGCCCUUUUGAAGUUCAAGCAAGACCUCAUUGAUCAAUCAAACAGGCUAUCUUCUUGGGUUGAAGGUGAGGAUUGCUGUGAGUGGGUUGGUGUUUUCUGCAAUAACUUGACUGGCCAUGUCAAAGAGCUGCACUUGGGUCUUCUUUCAAGAGGACCUGAUGCGGAUGAGCCGGUUGCUGAAUGGGAUGCUUACCUUCGGUCAAAGCUAGGAGGCAAAAUAAAUCCUUCUUUGAUCGAGUUGAAGCAUAUCAGUUUCCUAGACUUAAGCAACAACGACUUUGGAAGCCUGACAAUUCCCGAAUUCAUUGGUUCGAUGAAGAGUUUGACAUAUCUUAACCUUUCUCUAGCAAAUUUCCAAGGAGAAAUUCCCCAUAAUAUUGGAAAUCUUUCAAAAUUGCUUUAUCUUGAUCUUGGACACAAUCCCUAUUUGAAACUAAAACUCUUCAAUGGGUUUCUGUUACACUUGUCAAGAUGCUCUCUAAAUAAUGAUCCAUCUCCAGUCAGUGUUAAUUACACAUCUCUUGCUGUUCUUGAUCUUUCGAGAAACACGUUGUCUUCGGUGCCUACAUGGAUAUUCAGUCUCCGUAGUCUUGUGUCCAUUGAUCUGAGGUCUAAUGGAGUUGAAGGUGUGAUUCCCAAUGGUUUUCAAAACAUGUCUUCUCUCAAAUUUCUUGAUCUUAGUAGGAAUGCCUUCUCUUCAUCGACACUCAGCUGGUUGUCUAAUUUAAACCGACUUCAAUUCCUUGGUCUCAGCAGUGCCGGCCUGCAAGGUAAUUUUUCAAGUGCCAUUGGAAACUUAAGCUCUCUUACUCAUCUUGAUGUUUCACAUAACCAGCUUGAAAUUAUAGAACCUAAAUGUUUGGAAAGUCUUUGCACUAUGAGGGAGAUGGAUUUGUCAAAUAAUGGAAUUGAUCAAGAGGUAUCAGAAAUCAUAGAGAGUUUGUCUAGAUGUAGUUUGGAUCGAUUAGAGUCAUUAAAUAUUGCAUCUAACAAACUUUCUGGCCAUUUACCUGAUCAACUUGGCCAAUUUAAAAUUUUGGCAUACCUUUUCCUUUCUAGAAACUCCAUUUCUGGUCCCAUUCCAUCCUCAAUAGGGAAGUUGUCAUCAUUGAAAGUUCUUGAUGUUUCAUACAAUCGAUUGAAUGCAACUCUUCCUCAAAGUUUAGGACAACUUGGGAAUUUGGAAGAUUUAGACGUUAGCUAUAAUGUGUUGGAAGGAAAUAUAUCAGAAACGCACUUUUCUAAUCUCACGAGAUUGAAAUUUUUUUGGGCAUCUAACAACUUGUUAACGUUUAAACCAAACCCAAGUUGGAUUCCUCCUUUUCACUGUAAAAGUAUUGGAUUGGGUAACUGGCAUCUUGGUCCGCAAUUUCCUCAGUGGUUACAAUUCCAAAAGAACUUGUCUUUUUUAGAUAUCUCCUGUGCUGAAAUUUCAGGUGUCAUUCCCACUUGGUUUUGGAACCUUUCAACUCAAUUUGAAUGUCUAAACCUUUCCCAUAACCAACUAGGCGGGGAGAUUUCAUAUUUAUUGAUGAGUUCGAUGGUUGACUUGAGAUCCAACCAAUUCACAGGUCCAUUGCCGCAGGCAUCCUCUGAUUUGGAGUAUUUAUUUUUGACUAACAAUCUAAUUUCAGGAUCCUUAUCUAAUUUUCUUUGUAAUUCCCAAACUAAACUGGAAACUUUGAGCAUUCUUGACAUUGAAUCAAAUCUUCUGUCAGGUGCAAUUCCAGAUUGUUGGAAAAUUUUGGGAAGUUUGCAAGUCUUAAAUUUAGGAAAUAACGAUCUAACUGGGACAAUUCCUAUAUCCUUGAGAUAUAUGGUUCAUAUUGAGUUAUUAAACCUUCGUAACAAUAACUUAUUUGGAGAAGUACCAUCCUCAUUGCAGCAUUUAAAUGUUACGCUUAUUCUUGAUCUUAGUGAAAACCAAUUAACGGGGAGUAUUCCAGCAUGGAUUGGAGACAAGCUCUCAAAACUCGUGGUGCUAAACCUCCGUUCAAAUAACUUUCAAGGCUAUAUUCCUGAUCAAAUAUGUACUCUUAAUUCUCUUCAGGUCUUGGAUCUUGGUUAUAACAACAUUUCAGGAGCUAUUCCAAAAUGUUUUAGUAACUUAAGUGCCAUGGCCACAAAACCCUCCGACCAACACCUAAGUUAUUGGGCUUUCGAAUUAGACUUUGAUAACCUGUUUUAUUUGGGUGCGUUAUUGGUGACAAGAGGAAGGGAGGAUGAAUACAGUACCACACUUAGACUUGUUACUAGCAUAGACCUUUCAGUUAAUAGUCUCACAGGAGAGAUCCCCAAAGAACUUGGAAAUCUUAUGGGGCUGCGGUCAUUAAAUUUGUCGAAGAAUCUCCAAACAGGAAAGAUACCAGAGAACAUUGGCAAUAUGGAGGUGUUGGAAUCUCUUGACUUGUCGAUUAACCGACUCCAUGGUGAAAUCCCUUCAAGUUUCUCCAAUUUGAAUUUCUUGAAUCACUUCAACUUGUCCUACAACAACUUGACAGGACAAAUCCCAUUAGGCACCCAGCUCCAAAGCUUUGACAGGUCUUCUUACAUUGGCAAUCAUCUUUGCGGACCUCCAGUCACUAAAAAUUGCAGCGGAAAUGGCGAAACACCUGAUUUUACAAAUGGAGGUAGCAGUGGAGGAAAGAAAAGAUCUAAGGUGAAUUGGCUUUAUGUGAGCAUAGUGCUUGGAUUUGUGAUGGGGUUUUGGGGAGUUGUGGCUCCCCUGUUUUUCAUCAGGUCUUGGAGGUUUGCUUAUUAUCAAAAACUGGAGCAAAUUGGUGAUAAGCUAUACGUGUUUUGGGCUACUAUUGCAUUACAUGUAAUUUAUCGAAAGGAAAUAAAAUUGUGUUAA
Durio zibethinus is the source of this 3141-nucleotide messenger RNA. The record is from RefSeq and is a predicted model, not a curated record. Lineage: Eukaryota; Viridiplantae; Streptophyta; Magnoliopsida; Malvales; Malvaceae.